AAGGAGACAGCCGGUGCUGCAGACAAGUCCGUCACUGGUAUGUUGACACGUCGAGAGAAGAACAGCUGUUAUAACCUGUUAUAAUUCCGAUUGAUGAAAGACAUACGAUUUCUGAAAGAAAGAAAUUCAUUAGAUUUAGCAAUAUGCAGGAACAAGAUAUUCCAAUCGACAUUAAUACUGGAAAGUUAUUGGACUGGUUAAUUAAUCGGAGGCAUUGCAAAAAAGAUUGGCAUACAAAUGUCUUGACAAUCAGGGAGAAAAUCAACAAUGCAAUACAGAAUAUGCCUGCCCAUGAUGGCAUUGCAUCAUUGUUAUCUGGCGCCUAUAUAAAUUAUUUUUAUUGUGUCAAAAUUGUGGAAAUUUUGAAGGAGACGGAAGCAGACACAAAAAAUUUAUUUGGUCGUUAUGGUUCGCAAAGAAUGAAAGAUUGGCAAGAGAUUUUACGAUUGUAUGAAAGAGAUAAUGUAUAUCUUGCGGAAGCUGCACAAAUGCUCAUGAGAAAUGUCAAUUAUGAGGUCCCCAGUAUUAAGAAACAGAUACAAAAGUUGGAGCAAUCUCUGAUUGAUUUGGAAAAAAAGGAAGCAGAAUAUAAAAAAUCAGAAAAUUUUGCUCAUACAGAAUAUAAUACAUUGUGCAAACAAUUAGGUAUAACUGGCUACAGCACAGUUAGACAUGAGUUAAUGGAAAAAGUCAAGGAAUUGCCAGAAAUUUACCAAAGAGUAGCAGAGAAGACAAAGAAUUUAAACAAGGUUGUCGAGUUUUAUAGUGCAUUUGUAGAGUUUACUUUUGGCCAGCAGUAUGACAGUAAUUGUGUGUCUGUAAUUAAAUAUGUAAUCGAGAAAGGAAACACAACAACGUUUGAAUAUACUUAUGGAGAAGCACCAUCAUCUAUAGUUGAACCACCAUUAAAUAUUAAAGCUGAUGAAGAUGAAAGUAAUGAAAAAACUAGUGUAAAUGUUGACAGCAAUACUAUUGACUUUGGCAACUUGGAUCUAAAUCAAGAAAUUGAUUUUGGUGAAGAACUUAAUUUAGAUGGAGGAGAAAAUAUUGAUUGGGGAGACGAAGAUGCAGAACAACCUGUGGCAGAAAUAGAUCACAAUGUCUUUUUGGAGGAAUCGGGUAUAGUUGUGGAAGCAGCAGGUCACGAAGGUGGUAUAGCUAUGGGAUUUGAAGCAUACACGAUACUGGAUAAUCCAAUAACAAGAUCGGAAUUUAUCAAUCAGCUGUUUGAGCUGGAGGCGUUCUUGAAGUUACGUCUAUAUGAAUUCAAAAGCGAUGACAGGAACAACCUCCUGAGUUUUAGUCAGAUGCAGGAUGCUUCACCUAUCCUGCAACUUUCCACCACAGAGACCACUCAGAAUAUGCUGGACAAUGUCCAAGUUGUCCUUUCUGAGAUAUUACAUAGUAAUGUACAGCAUUUGCAUAACAUCAAACAUUAUUCGAGGUAUGUGGAUGUAGUGACUGCCGCUUUAAAGCAGAAAUUAAAUCUGAUUGAUAGAAUGAUAACUCAACAAGAAUCUAUGCGACAGAAGCAAGAAGACGCGCAAAAUCAAAUCGAUAAAUUGCGUUCGUUAUUAAAACUCGUCAUACAAAGAACUAAGGAGCUGCAAAUAGAGAUAGAACAAGAUAUUUCCAAGAGAUACAAAAAUAGAAUGGUACAUUUGUCCGGAGGUGUAAAUAUAUUGUAGAUGACAGACAAUAGAAUUGUUAAAUUAAAUGUUCAAUGUAAAUAAUUUUUAAGUUAAAACAACACACGCGAGAGCAAAUCGAUUUUGCUAUUAUAAAACAUAAGAUGUAAUUUUUUAUACUGUUAUAAACGCUUAUUUCCUUAAUAUGUACGAUGGAAAUAAUGAUGGAAAUAAAUACUGCAUUACUUUGAUAACCAUUA
Molecule: messenger RNA, 1888 nt
Organism: Formica exsecta
Lineage: Eukaryota; Metazoa; Arthropoda; Insecta; Hymenoptera; Formicidae
Product: CDK5 regulatory subunit-associated protein 3
Exons: 9
Coding region: 144-1688 (514 amino acids)
Biological process (GO): regulation of mitotic cell cycle; regulation of cyclin-dependent protein serine/threonine kinase activity
Cellular component (GO): endomembrane system
Source: RefSeq, a predicted model, not a curated record